UUCCCACCAAACUCUCUGUCCCUCUGUCUCUGUCUCUCUCUCACUCUCACUCUCUUUAUCGCUCAUCUCCUAAACUUUUUCACAUACCUCUCAGCUUCCUAACUAAGCAGACCCUCAAACCACGUGUCCGGUACUUGAUAUCUCUCUUGCUCUGAAAAAAGCGCAUUCUUCCACUCCUGAGGUAUCCAUUGGUGGUCUCUGGGUCUGUCCUUUCGUCUCUAAACUCCAAGUCUCCAACAGUUCGUUCGGUGUCGCAUUAUGCGACAGAAGUGUCCCCGUGGAGUUUCCGUCGAACCGAUUCCAGACGAGAAUUAGAGUCUUUUCAGUGUUUUCACGUCUCGCGGAGGUGUCGGAUGUAUUUACAAAAAUGGGAAAAGCCUCCAGCAAGUUGAAGUCUAAACGCAGUCAAAGUAUUGCGUGGAGUUUCCGGUUCCCGUCCAUGGGUACUCUCCAUAAUUUUGGCACCAGUGGGCGCCGGCGGAAACGAGAUGACCUUUCUACUUCCGUCUCAUGCAAAGACUUACGUCGAAACAGACAUACUCUUCACCUGCAACCGGACGUGAAUGUGCAACGAGAACCUUCGUUGAUUAUUAUUACACCACCAUCUCCCGAGAGUGAAUCCAGAUUUAAUGGACGAAUCACCGGGGCGGAGAACAAGGAGGAGGAGGAGAAGGACCAGAAGGUAAAGGAGCAGGAAAAAAAAGAGGGGCGCGACGCAUGCCUUUUUCGAUCAAGACCCUUGCCAAAAAGGCCUGAGGAAAACAACAACUGCAGAAUGGACCAGUCAGAAGAAGCUUUGCGUAAACUCCUGGAAAGGGAACUUCGGUUGCUGGAUCCUCGAGAUUUGCGCUCUCAUGCUUGGUACCAUGGCAGCACUCUUCGUGGUGGUCGCAGAGGGGCUGAAGCUGAAGUACCUAACGAGGGUGACUUUCUAGUACGAGACUGUGCUUCUCAGCCAGGCAACUACGUUUUGACUGUGCGAUGCAAGGGCCAGGCUCUUCAUUUCGUGAUAAACAGAGUUGUUCUUCAGCCCGAAACGGUAUACGAGCGAGCUCAAUAUCAAUUCGAGGAUGAAGCCUUCGACACCGUUGCCGAUUUGAUCACCUUCUACGUGGGCAGCGGUAGGCCGAUAAGCCAAGCAAGUGGGGCCAGGAUAGUGAAUCCAAGACCAAGAUCAGUGCCUAUAACUUGCAUUGCUCCUGUAAACAACCAUUGUUCUAGUCCCUCCUCCUCCUCCCUCUCAACUGGUUCUCCGCCACGACUACCAAGAAAACAGCAACGCAGCCAUUCUCUAACACCGCAACAACACUCCCUAGACCAUCCCAAUCCACCAUCUACUCUCCCAAUACAGUCAAGCACACUACCUCGAAUACCUCAAAUUCAGAACCAACCACCUUCCUGUUCCCUGUCUCUGGGUCGAAAAAAAAUGACCAGGGUCAUAUCUGAUCCUGCUCUUCAAAACCCUCCACAACAUCAGCAACAGCAUUCCACGUAUCAAAAACCCCAUCAACAAAAACAGCAGAAUCAUCAGCAGUCCCAACCUAAUCAUAAUCACCAAGGACCGACUCCACCUCCGAAACCACCUCGAGUUCCCUACACUCCAAAUCAACAGCAUCACCACCACCACCACCAUCACCACCAUCAUCCCCAUCAUCAAGGAUAUCAAGCAUCCGGCAGCGAUAGUGGAAAUGGUUCCGGUGACAGUGAAUUCGAGACCAAUCAUUCUGGGAGCAAUAAUCCCUCUAUGCCAAUAAAGGGAGUCGUGAUUAGGAGUCAUUACAACGAAGGGGCUAAUGGGAACCCGAGCGAGUACGAACUCUCCACUGAAGAGCAACUCGUGGUGAAUGCACCUUCUCUGGAAAUAGCAACUGUUCUUGACCUCGAGGGUUUCACGACUCUGUUGUUGCCAGCCAGUGAGCAUCGACCUCUGGACCCCACGGCACUCAGAGGCGUUUCUGGAAUGCUGCAUGAUUCUGCACCAAGGGUUCUCGCCACGCACCUCACGAGAAUUGACCUUGAGAUAGCGUUGAACCCUGGAAUGAGAAAUCGGGGAGGACUCAGUGGACUGGAAUUAGUGACCUUGCCUCAUGGACGACAAGCCAGGCUAGAUUUGAUCGAGAGAUCAGAAUGCAUGAAGUUAUUGGUGGCUGUGACGGUACUAGCUGGAGCCAACGCUAUUGAGAGGGCAGCUACUAUCAGCAAGUGGAUCAAGGUGGCUAGCGAUACCAAAACGGCUCUGGGCAAUUUGUAUGGAUUUUGUGGUGUCAUGUUGGGCCUCUGCCUGCCCCAAAUCCAGAAACUAGCAAAUACCUGGCAUCUUCUGAGGCAGAAGUAUACUGAUGAGGCUUUCAGCUUUGAGGCAAAGCUCAGGCCAACUCUGAGGGCGAUGAAUGAGUGUACGAAUCCCCAAGCUCCCAAUACAACUUUACCACAUUUGCUGCCUAUCGCUUUGUUGGGGGAACGUGGACUUGAGGAUGUUCUAGGAACAGUAUCACCUUCAGGCAUAGCAGCAGCAAUCCUAGCACCCUGGGAACAUUCAGCUUCAGAUUGUGGUCUCUCGAUUGUUUGGGCCCAUCUCGAAUCUUCUCGAAAAUUAACAGAAAACCUCCCUCUUUUCCGAAGAAACGCCGAAAUCGCCUUAGAGGGUUGCAGAAGUGAUGAACUUCUUACUGACGCUUUUCGUACUGAAUUUCAUAUAAAAUUUUUAUGGGGAAGUAGAGGGGCUACAGUAUCCCCAGAAGAGAGACAUAUCAAGUUCUCUCAAGUUCUCGAUGCAAUGUUCGAAAAAUGUGCUGCCACCGAAAUAUCUGCGUAAAUUGAAAAGACUUUUAUUUCACAACUAAACGAGAUUUAACGCACAGAAUCGUCUUUUAAAGACUACUGAAACGACUGAAAAUAAUCUCUGGGAAACAGUACUUACGUUACUCGCACAAAAAAUCGAGUUUUAAAAAAUUUAUUUAACGAUUAAAAAAUCCUGCUCGAUAUCUCAGAUAGAGAAUUAUAGUAGAGUGGGAUUAAAAUAAUAUCAAACGACUCUCGUGAAGCCUAAUUGCAUUUUGUACAACGCAUAUUCUUCAUUUUGUACAACAUUUCUUUUUUAGGAUUUUUAUGUAUAAACAAAAUAUAGCGUUGAGACUUACUGUAUUGUAGCGAAAUAUAUACAAUUCUAUUAAAAGUAAGUCGGAUUAUAUACUGCCAAUGCUCUCGCUAUCAAGAACAGGCAAUACGAAGUAACGCGUCCAAAGAAGAGAGCAUCGUAUCAACCAAAUAAGUUACCAGCAAUAUCGUGUACUUAAAAAAUAAUCUUCUGUAUAUUAUAUAUUAUAUUAUAUUAUAUUAUAUUGUAAAUGUUGUUUAUGUUUGUUCA
This is a messenger RNA of Belonocnema kinseyi, 3367 nucleotides long. RefSeq names its product breast cancer anti-estrogen resistance protein 3. The record is from RefSeq and is a predicted model, not a curated record. Gene Ontology annotation, biological process: small GTPase-mediated signal transduction; positive regulation of peptidyl-serine phosphorylation. Lineage: Eukaryota; Metazoa; Arthropoda; Insecta; Hymenoptera; Cynipidae. Gene Ontology annotation, molecular function: guanyl-nucleotide exchange factor activity; phosphotyrosine residue binding. The coding region runs from base 368 to 2815 and encodes 815 amino acids. The transcript is spliced from 6 exons.